This is a messenger RNA of Electrophorus electricus (electric eel), 3957 nucleotides long. It is a transcript of the gene hif1ab, whose product is annotated as hypoxia inducible factor 1 subunit alpha b. Gene Ontology annotation, molecular function: RNA polymerase II transcription regulatory region sequence-specific DNA binding; protein dimerization activity; DNA-binding transcription factor activity, RNA polymerase II-specific. NCBI's taxonomy places the organism in Eukaryota, Metazoa, Chordata, Actinopteri, Gymnotiformes, Gymnotidae. The record is from RefSeq and is a predicted model, not a curated record. Gene Ontology annotation, biological process: regulation of transcription by RNA polymerase II; cellular response to hypoxia.
GUUCCCGUAGCUGUGAACAAGCCUGUCUAGAACGCUGUAGCGAGCCACACAGAAGGGAUCUCACGGUUAACUCUUUGUGCCGAUUAUAACCUGCUGGUGGACUACAAAUGUUUUGACCUUCAUUUAUAUAGCUAGAGGGUCGACCUCUCAAAUUCGACUAUUCGGGGGAAAAAGGGACAAGAACGUGUUGUCGAUACCUUACUGCAACAUUUUGUACGAUUUAUAAGUGAUCUUGUAAAGACAGCUGGCCACGUCCUUCAUUUUAUCGGAUCUGGGAACUAACGUUAGCUAGCUAGCUGUCCUAGCUACUGUUCUGUUACGGCGGUGGUUUGGGAAAACCUUACGCACUGAGAGGUUUCACCCAGGAAUGGAUACUGGAGUUGUCACUGAAAAGAAAAGGGUGAGCUCGGAGCGCAGGAAGGAGAAGUCCAGGGAUGCAGCUCGAAGUCGCAGAGGAAAAGAGUCUGAAGUGUUUUAUGAGCUAGCACGCCAGCUGCCCCUGCCCCACAAUGUCAGCUCCCACCUGGACAAAGCCUCUAUCAUGAGGCUCACCAUCAGCUAUCUGCGAAUGAGAAAGCUUCUGAGCUCUGAUGAGACUGAAGAAGAGUCAGAACUGGAGAGCCAGCUCAAUAGCUUCUACCUAAAAGCCCUGGAGGGCUUCCUGAUGGUGCUGUCAGAGGAUGGAGAUAUGGUCUAUCUCUCCGAAAAUGUCUGCAAGUGCAUGGGCCUUACACAGUUUGAUUUGACUGGUCACAGCAUUUUUGACUUUGCACAUCCUUGUGAUCAUGAAGAGGUGAGGGAGAUGUUGGUGCACAGAACAGGGUCCAAGAAAACCAAGGAGCAUAACACAGAACGCAGCUUCUUCUUGCGCAUGAAGUGCACACUCACUAGCAGAGGACGCACUGUCAACAUCAAGUCUGCCACAUGGAAGGUUCUUCACUGCAUGGGGCAUGUACGUGUCCAGGAACAUGAUGAAAGUUCAGGAGACGCUGGCUUCAAAGAACCACCGGUCACCUAUCUGGUGCUGAUCUGUGAGCCUAUCCCCCACCCCUCGAACAUCGAGGUACCUUUGGAUAGCAAAACCUUCCUUAGCCGCCAUACUCUGGACAUGAAGUUUUCAUACUGUGAUGAGAGAAUCACAGAGCUGAUGGGUCAUGAGCCGAAUGACCUGAUGAAUAGAUCUGUGUACGAAUAUUACCAUGCCCUGGACUCUGACCAUCUUACCAAGACACACCACAAUUUGUUUGCGAAGGGCCAAGCCACCUCAAGCCAGUACCGAAUGCUGGCUAAGAAGGGAGGCUAUGUGUGGGUUGAAACCCAGGCUACUGUCAUCUACAAUCCCAAGAAUUCUCAGCCACAGUGCAUUGUGUGUGUCAACUACGUUCUCAGUGACAUCGAGGAGGGAGAUAUGGUCCUCUCCUUGCAGCAGACAAAGAUCGAGCCAGAGGCGGCUGAAAACGAGGAGCUGAAGAUGGAGAAGCAGGAAAACUCUGAGCUUGACGUAGAUAUGGAUGCAGAUGUGGACGUGACAAAGCUUUUCAAAAGGGAUCUGUGCUUGGAGGGGAGUGCCGAGAGCCUGUACGAGAAGCUGAAGGAGGAACCCGAGGCUCUCACUGUGCUGGCCCCUGCGGCUGGAGACACCAUCAUCUCUCUGGACUUCACCUGCCCAGAAGUGCCCCUCUACAAUGAUGUCAUGCUGCCCUCCACCAGCGAAAAACUUCCUUUGCCUCUGUCUCCAUUAGCUCCCAGCGAUCCUCCUCCAGCUCUGACCAAACUAGAGUCUGGUGGAGAGGAUUUUUCCUUUCCUUCUACUUCCAGCACCCCAGACACUGCCAACACUCCUCCUAGUUCCAGCACUGGGCCCAACUCCUCAGAGCCCAACAGCCCCAUGGAUUACUGUUUCCAGGUGGAUUCAGAUCAUUCUGAUUUCAAACUGGAUUUGGUUGAGAAACUGUUUGCAAUCGAUCCAGAGGCCAAGACCACAUACAGAACCCAAGAUAUGGGUGAUCUCGACCUGGAGAUGCUUGCUCCAUAUAUUCCAAUGGAUGAUGAUUUCCAGCUGCACAUCCCCUCACCUCUGGACUCGCUCACUUCCAGCCCUGCUGUGUCAGACAUUAACACCCUGUUCCAGCCCUUGCCCACCCCUUUAUCUCCAGCAUCCAGCUCCUGCAGCUCACUAAAGCAGGAGUCUGCUUCACAUGUCCCUUCACCUCUGCACAUGUUGCAGGAGGUGCGAAGUGCACCCGUCUCGCCCUUCAGCGGGAGCCGGAGCCGUGAGGCUUCCCCAGCCCGCUCCCGCACACCUCAGGGUGGCGUCUCUCUAACUAGCAGAGUGGAGCUUUCUCCAAAGGUUAUAGCCCUCCAGAAUGUCCAGCGCAAGAGGAAACUGGAAGAGGUUACCUCACUCUCUCAAGCUGUCGAGCUGGGUGCUUUGCUCCAGUCUGUGGAUGAAGCGGUAGAGCCAGGAAAGAGAGCCAAGGUACUGGAGGUUAAAGGCUCAAGUUUGCUUGGAGGGAACAAGACCAUUCUUAUACUGCCAUCUGAGGUUGCCAGUCGUUUGCUGUGCAGUUCAUUUGAGAGCAGCAGGGGAUUGCCACAGCUGACACGCUAUGACUGUGAGGUCAACGCUCCUAUUCAGGACCGUCACCCACUGCUGCAAGGGGAAGAACUGCUGCGUGCUCUGGACCAAGUUAAUUGAGCUGUGCUCUGCUUUGCAAUACUGGACACUGCUCCUCUUUACCCUACCACUCACCUAAAGUAGAACCACAACUCUGCUUCCAUCUACUUUUCAUCUCCCCAAUUGCUCAUUAUGUAUAUUUUUUUUGUACUUUUUCUGUUUUUAAUGUCUGCUAACUGACCUCAUGUUCCAUAGUUCUUGGUGGAUGUCCCUUCCACAAAAUCCUGAUGGAGUAUUGGAAGUAAGUUUUCUGUUCCAGUGGAGACAUAGGAGUGUAACUUUAAUGUAGUAGUGGUCUCCAGAGUGACCAAGAGCAGGUUAAGAGCCUUAAUGCAAACGCACACUCCCCUCUACAGAUAUUCAGUUGUCUGACUCCCUCUGGACCCCUUUUGUUGCCUCAGAACCCCUCCCGCUUUUGUGUAACCCCCAAAGCAUUGUGUAUUGUAGCUAAAGUCGCACAAUGAUCUAUUUUCUUAAGGCAGAAUACCAGCAGUUCAUGCAAUAUACAAAACCAUUUUUACAAAUAUGUACUUUUAACAAAAAAGAAUAACCAUAUUAUUUUCGUUGUUGCUUUUCUCAUCUAUCAAGUUUGUUUUCAAUGGUUAAGUUUAAGAAUUGUGUGUGUUUAUUCAGGCUUAACAGUGAAUACACAUUCUCAUUGAUGUGGACGCAUAGAUCAGCAGUUUAUUUUAGAAUGGUGCAUAUGAAUUGUAAAGGUAACUGAGAGUCCUUAACAUGCAUAAGGGAAUUCAAAAGAAUUGAGAUUUUGACAUUUCUGGCAAAGUGCAAAUGUCUAAGUCAUUGUUUUUAUCUCAAAGAGGUUGAAACAUGUAGAAUUGAAUUAUGCGAUAGAUUUUUAUAUUUUUAGUAGUCCUUUUUUUUUCCCUCUUUGCAUCUUCAUAAUAGAUGCUUAGAAGUAAUUCAUGCUUGUCCGAUAGAUAGGUUUUAAUAUUAUGCUUAUAAAGCGUGUUGUAGAGUGAUCAUGCCAAGCAGAUGCAUCAGUUAUUCAAUUUUUUAAUGUUUAAUGGCAUACGAGACAUGAAUGCUUAGGCAUAAACAGAGGUAAUAUGUUUUCAUGCUCUUCCAUCAUUGUCAAGUCUAUACAAGGUGACAAUGUCAUGCAAAUAUGACAUUUUAUCUUAUUUUACAGUAGGAUGAUGUUCUUUUGUUGUUGUCCUAUUGUAAUCUACUGUUCAUUUAUUUCUGCAGUCUGAACACCUGUAUUUCCUUAACACUAAACCUAUUGUUUAUUGCAUAAUAAAGGACAAUUGUGGACCAGA